Rotaria sp. Silwood1 is the source of this 636-nucleotide messenger RNA. NCBI's taxonomy places the organism in Eukaryota, Metazoa, Rotifera, Eurotatoria, Philodinida, Philodinidae. The record is from the annotation of a GenBank genome assembly.
AUGCUUCGUCUUCUAUUUACUUACUUAUUGUUAAUAUUAAUAUCUAAUAUUAUUUGUGAUGAACCACCAUGUCCAACACUUGAUGAUUUUUUAAUACGUUCACCUUAUCUUGCACAAUUUAAUCCUUAUUUAUAUGAAGGUAUUUGGUAUGAAUUAGCUUUUUAUGAUUAUACACAAUUUUCGAAAGCUUGCGGGUGUACACAUUUAAAUUGGAAACUUUCAAAAACAAAUAUAAGUAUCUAUUCAGAUGAUUUUAUAACGAGUUGUCCAUAUGAACCUAUUUGGCUUCGAAAAAAUUAUACUGUACAUAUGAAUGGAAUUGUUAAUGAUAAAUAUUAUCCUUUUUUUAUACCUGAAAUAGGUUUUCAUAUACAAUUUAAUAAUACUGUUGUUUAUUAUAGAAACAAUGAAAUAAAUAAUAAUAAUUUUUAUGAUCGAGCUAUUCAAUAUCAAUGUAAAGUUGAUCAUUUAAAUAAAAGAAUAUUUACAGGUAUUAAUUUUCUUUCACGAACUUACUUUAAUUCUGAUAUUGAACGUCAACAAGUCAUUAAUGAAAUGAUUAAUUCAGCUGUAAAUGCUGGUGUUGAACAGAAAUAUUUACAAGAAUUAAAAAUUGUACAAUGGAAAAAUUGUUAA